AUGACUCCCGCCCUCAGGUUGACAGCCUUGAGUUGUGCGAUCGGACCUGUCUACGGGAGAUGGUUUCCAACCGGUCGUGACGCCGUGAAUUGGGGCCCGGCGACACGGACCGCUGCUAUUGCCGAAUUUGAUCCUGCGGAAUCGACCCCUACACCGACGCCCGCGCCCGGCGUCCAGCCGCUCAAUGCUGACCUACGGAAGAGGGACGAGUCGAAGGCUUCGACCUGCGGCUUUCCGGUCGACGACCUGAGCAGGGCGAUCGUAGGUGGUACAGUAGGCGGUGUUGCUGGACUUGCACUGAUCGUCGUCGCCAUCUUGUUUCUCCUUUACCGCAGACGAAGACGGAACAGAGAGCCCUCUGCCCCAGUGGAGCAUGAUUAUCCACAUGCUGGCAUGGUGUACGAACAAGCAGCUCCAGGGUCGCAAUAUGCCUCUACCUUUUACGGAGAAGCGCCUCCGGGGAUGGUACAGACGGCAGACCAGAACUUCUUUGGACAUCCACAUGACGGAUAUGGGACGUCGACAGCGAUGUUUGCGAGGGACGACCACAGCUCUGGCUCGCCGUCUUUCUUUAUUCCGGGCGCGAACCCGGUCACUGGGCUGCGUCCAGGGCCAGGGCCGGGGCCGUCGAAGCAGCAAGACGACCUCGUGUCUCCGAUUGAACCCAGCCCUGUCAGUCACGUUAGUCCCAGCGCGCAGUACAACACUAUGGUGUCGGCCAUCACGAACCUGACACCACCGCCUCCACAGUCGGACUAUUCACAGUUCAGUCCCCCGCCACCCCAGCACUACCAGUCUUAUCGACCGUAUCCGGGUACCUAG
Messenger RNA from Anthostomella pinea, 822 nucleotides. The record is from the annotation of a GenBank genome assembly. Lineage: Eukaryota; Fungi; Ascomycota; Sordariomycetes; Xylariales; Xylariaceae.